AUGGCCAGAUUUUACUCGUCAUUGCUUCGACCUGUUUUCUCCUUUACCGAUCAGUUUCCUCCCAUUGCGAUUAAUGAAUCUGUCUGUCUGUCUAUCUAUAUACCUUUUUUUUUUUGUUCAUAUUAUCUAUCUAUCUAUCUAUCUAUCUAUCUAUUUAUCUGUUCUUUUUUAAUAAACAACAUUCAUUUCUUUCUGUUCAUAUCUAUCUAUUAUAUAUUCAUCUAUCUAUCUAAUCCAAUUUCCGUUUCUCUCUUUCUUACUCUUUCUUUCUCCUUCUAUCUAUCUAUCUAUCUAUCUAUCUAUCUAUCUAUCUAUCUAUAUCUAUCUAUCUUUCUCUUACUCUCUCUCUCUCUCUCUCUCUAUCGAUCAAUCAGUCUGUUUCUUUCUUUCUUACUUUCUCCAUCUAUCUAUCUGAUCAUACCUAGUAGUCUUUUUGUAUCUCUCUAUCAGUCUCUGUUUAGUCCUCUUUCUCUAUGUAUAUCUCUCUCUAUCGAUCUAUCUAUCAGUCUGUUUCUCUCUUUCUUAAUCUCUCUCUCUCUAUCUAUCUGUUCAUAA
Acanthosepion pharaonis is the source of this 555-nucleotide messenger RNA. Lineage: Eukaryota; Metazoa; Mollusca; Cephalopoda; Sepiida; Sepiidae. The record is from the annotation of a GenBank genome assembly.